Messenger RNA from Xyrichtys novacula (pearly razorfish), 14557 nucleotides. The record is from the annotation of a GenBank genome assembly. Lineage: Eukaryota; Metazoa; Chordata; Actinopteri; Labriformes; Labridae.
CUACAACAGAAGCGGGGAAAACAGGAAGUGAUUCAACUUCUUUCUCUACUGUCUUGCAAAGUCAAUGAGGCAACCCUCGGUGUCUUUCAGCGCCACUUUUUCUGGUGAGGCUGGUCGCUCCAGUCUGUCUUCAUUCAUUCCCAGCAGAGUCAGAUCUUGGACUGAUUCGGGCGCCUGCAUGAAGGGCCACAAGUUGAACUUUGCUUGUAAUUGUUCGCCCAAUAAGAGUCCAAAGGUCCUCCAGUGCUGUCACUGAAUCUUGGGCGUUUUGCAGAGCGUGCAUUGGUAAGUUUUGUCCUUGUUAAUAUGAUCAGAUUUGAGUUUAUUUCCUCUUGUAAUUCACUCAUUUUCUUAAUGUGUCCAGAUGGCUGCUGCUUGGGAAAGUGCCCUUUCUGUGCACCAGAGAAUAGUGGACAAUGGAGGUAUAUUUCUGAUUUUGUUUAAAAAGAUUUUUAUUUCUUUUUACUAUUUAAAUGGAUUCUGCAGCACUAUUUCAUUCACAGAAAAGAUUCUCAGUUGGAAUAAAAACCCAGGCCAGUGUGUAGGAGUUGUGAACUCCUUGCCUUCACAAUCAGUGCUUUGUGGUUUUCCACAUGAUUUGCCACCAUUUAGCUUCCAUUAUCUUGUUAGAGUGCUGGGCAUAUAAGGACAGAGGAUUGAUACUGACUCUGCCAAUAACAGACAAAAGCCCUCUCUUUUUCUGUUGUAAAACCCCCUUCCUGUUUUUUGAAUAAGUAUUUGGUGCCAAAAUCCUUAAAAAAAAAAAAAAAAAAAGACUGUAAAAGUUUGUCACUUGCUAUUGCACUUGAUUUUGUUGGUUGAAAUCACUGCAGCUCUAAAAAUAUUAGACUUUGGCCUGCUGUGUCCUACGUGAUAUUGAUUAAUUUUGAGUAAUGGACCCUGAAGACCUUGACACAGAACCCUGUUAUGUUCCAGAUAAGAGGACAGACCCGUGGCUGCUGGUCUACUCCCCCGUCCCAGUGUCCAUCAUCUUCCUGAUCUACCUGUGUGUGGUCUGGGUCGGCCCUCAUCUGAUGAAACACAGACAACCUGUCGACCUCAAAGUUGUUCUCAUAGUUUAUAACUUUGCCAUGGUUGGCUUGUCUGCCUACAUGUUUCACGAGGUGUGUUUUUGUUGAAACAACAUCAAACCUGAACACAGCACUGUUGGAAACAAUUAGUGGUUAUCAAAGGGUUUAAUUGUGUGUGUAAUUUCUCAUAAUUGCUGCUUUUUGCUUUGGGACAUGUUUUAUAGCACUAGCACUGACGUUGCUGUUAAACUUCUUAUAAAUUCAUUCACAGUUCCUGGUCACAUCAUGGCUCUCCAACUACAGCCUCCUCUGUCAGCCUGUAGACUACAGCACCAGCCCACUAGCAAUGAGGGUGAGUGAGUCUCUGAUCUUUAACAUUUAGCCCUGAAUUUGCUUUUUAUCUAAUACAAAAGCAAAGAAAUCUGGGUCAUGAUUUGAUGUAAGACUCACUUUUCUCCUUUCUGCGUUUCCUCCAGAUGGCCAGAGUCUGCUGGUGGUUUUUCUUUUCCAAAGUCAUCGAGCUCAGUGACACGGUAUAACAUGUAUUCAUGAGAACAUCUGAAAUAUCAGAGAAAAUUAAAGAAACGGAUGAUUUAACCGUCUCUGCUCCUCUCUCUGGACAGAUCUUCUUCAUCCUGAGAAAGAAGAACAGUCAGGUGACUUUCCUUCAUGUUUACCAUCACGCUACCAUGAUCUUCAACUGGUGGGCGGGUGUCAAAUAUGUCGCAGGAGGACAAUGUAAGACGGUUGUUUUAAAUGAUUUUCAAUGCUGUAUUGCAGUUAAUGUGAAAACAUGUCAUAAGUAACAGUAAAUAGUGUUAGCUUGUGGGCGUAGAUUGUUGCUUAAAUCUGAUAAAUCUGGUAAUUUUCUUCAAUUAUAAACGCAUAACUAGUCAUGAUUUGUACUGGGUUCUGUGUCCUAUUGAUUUGCUGAGGGAAACAUUGAAUCAGUCCAAUGUCCACUAUCACAGGCUGCUCAAUAGUCACUCUAUUAUCAACUGUUUAUAAAUCCUCAGCUGAAAGUAGUCCCUCAAACACACCAUUUAGUCACUUUUUAGUAUCGUACUCAGCUGUUUACACAAAACCUCUAUUCAAAAUGAAACAACAAAUGCUUUUAGUCCUUUGCACAGCCCUUGUUUCAUGAACAUUAAGAGCUUGCACAAACUGAAGAAUGCUGAAAAAGGUUUACUGUCAUUCCGCUGCAUGCCUGCUGCCUUAUACUCCAUUCAGUAAACUGCACUUAUAUUUUUUUAUAAGUUUUUAUGAAACUUUUUAAACUUUUUAAAAACUUUUUUAUAAGUUUUAUAAGUUCACUGUUUUUGAAAUCUAACAGCUGCUCUGAUUGCUUUUGCUCAUCCCUCAGCCUUCUUCAUCGGCUUGGUUAACACAUUCGUCCACAUAGUGAUGUAUUCUUACUAUGGCCUGGCUGCCAUCGGCCCUCACAUGCAGAAGUAUCUCUGGUGGAAGAAGUAUCUCACCUCUCUGCAGCUGGUGAGUCCUGCUUUAAAGGAACUGUGAGUAUACAGACCCUCUCUCAUGGUGAAAUAAGCCAUUAUGACCCGCUCUUGCCUGUCCCUCCAGGUGCAGUUCAUGCUUUUCCUCUUUCACACCGGCUACAACCUGUUCACCGAGUGCGACUUCCCCGACUCCUUUAAUGUGGUGGUGUUUGGUUACUGCGUCACCCUCAUCAUCCUCUUCAGUAACUUCUACUAUCAGAGCUACCUCAACAAGAAGAAGCAGAAAUAAGACUGAAAACACACUCUGUAUGAGAGACACUGACACAAUGGUGUGGCCAUGUUGUCAGCGGGUGCCUGCAGUACUCAGCAGAUUCCAGUAGAGGGAGCAACAUGCCCACAGUUUGGUGGUUUUACUCCAGGUGCUUGGCCAGCCAAACUUGAACACUGAUAUGAGUUUGUCCAAAAAAGUUAGUCAGACAUAAAGAAAGACAAAUGCAUCAUGAUGAUCAUACAAUUAUUUAUUUCUUAUUAGAGAAAGGACAAACAUUCAAAUAACUGUUGUAAACAAACUGUACAUUUUUUACAUAUUAUAAUAAAGUAGGUUGUUUCUCUGCAUUAUUGCUGAGUUAUGGGUUCGAACCUCCUCCAGAGAUCAAUCAAAGAAAACAAAAAUAAAUCAAUAACAAAAUACAGAAAUGCAAACAUUUUUUUUCCACUGUUACAACGACACAGCAAAAUGAUAUAAUCUUUUCUCACUUCAUUUUAAAACAGAGUGAAAUAUGUAGAUCAGAGAGGAAAACAUUAAAAAAGACAGCAAGGGCGGUUUUGUAAUUACAGGUCAACACUGAGUCUGAAAAACUGAAUUUUUGAGCUUGAAAUAUGACGUGUGUGAAAGUGUUAGCACCAGUGUGUCCAAAUUAGACUCUGUAAAAUGAUGAGUGAUAGUGAACCAAAGAAAGAAAACACAGAUACUUAAAAGACUAACAGGGUUGUGUCAAUAAGGGGAAGCCACAGCAGCUGUCUUCCAGGUGGAAAUUGAACAAGGUGCCUUUAUUCACUCAAGGCCAAUCUCAUAAACACAUGAAGUGCUAUUCCAUCCACCUGAGUAUUAAACUUUCUCAGCUGUCUUUGCAAAUGUUUUUCACAGGAUGCAAAAAGAGGGUAGAAAUCAAAACACUGACUAGGUUUUGCAUGUCUUACAUUAACUGUUUACCAGAUCACACUGGCCAUACAAUGUAAUCUCUGCUUUUCACAGCCUCCAGGCCACAUUAUGUCAUAAAUAAAUCUCAUUUGUUUGGUGAAGACUGUGUGGGUCAAAAGCAGCGGAUUCUUUACUUUAAUGUCAUUGAUUUUUACAAGAUAUACCAUGAUUCAUAUUCUAUAUGAAUUAAGGCUUUUUACCUUGUCCCCUACUCAAGAAAGCCCCCGUGGCUUCCCCAUAGUGACAGUAUUUCAAAAGAGUACCUGGAUUGUACCUACCAACCUGAGCACAUCUCUUUUUUUCCCUAUUGGGACUGACGGGGUUAUUUUUUUAAAACCGUAAUUCUUCAUCUUUGUUGGCGAGGUGAGACUUCCCUGUCAUUUUUCAGGCUUGUUUUAAUCAUUUUAAAUCUAUGGUUAGGGUUUUAAAUUUCAUUUUUUAACCUUUUUUUCCAGAGGAGUUUUUCAAGGCUUAUAACCCAGUGGUCCCCAAGCUGUGGUUCAGGGCUGAGGCAGAAUUAAAAGACAAAUUUGAAGGCUCAAACAGCUGUCAUACUUUCAAGGCACUACACUUGUUUUUGCCAGAGCCAUAUUACAAACUGAAUGACCAAAGAGACAUUUGACAUCCAACAACAUUGGUUCCAACAAUAGUGCAGCUUUGCAUCUGUUAUUAGACUCUCCCUGCCUGGUAAAUGCUGGAAUACCUUACACUCCAGGUCCACUUCUAGUUUGGGACACAGAUUUUUGCCUGAUUCCAGGAACACCAUCGUCACCAUGAUAUCACUUUGACAUCACUGGUGGUUUUUAUGGUUGAGUAAGAUUAUUAUUUCUACUAUUACAACAGGGAAUACCUCCAAAUGUGUUUUUAAGCAACUGGUGCUGACACAUUCUGUGAGGGGAUACAAGCCAAAGUGUUCCAGUCCCUCUAUAAUCACUUACUUGGACUCAAAGAGAAGUGAAAUGUGCCACAACCAUUGAGACUACGGUAAGAAGUGAGACACACUGCAGUGCUCAUCGGUUUCUUCGAGCCUGUUUCCUGAUGUGAUGUCUGUGGAAGAAAUUGGACAGCAAACUGCUGGAGGAGGUGUGCUGAAGCGUGCCCUGCUCUGGUGCUGCUCUAUGUCUCUGUGUAGACGGAGGACAUGUGGCUCAGACUGCGGUCAAAGCUUCCCACCUGGAAGAAGAUGCUUUCCUCUGGGCUUGAGGAGAACUGGCAUCCACCGCCACCUUGAAGCUCCUGGGUCAAGCUAAAGCCUGGAGCAGAGGAGAAAAAAGAGCAGCCAGUUAAACAUUUAGAUGAGAUUGUCCAGGUCGUAAUUCAGGCGAGUUGGCUCUGAGUGAAAUUUUCUCACCUGGUGUGCCUGUGUUGUUGGUUGGCAUAUGGAAGUUGUUGUGCUGAUGGGAAUUGUAUGCGUGAGAAUCUCCUGGGACUUGGAUGCCACCAACUGUCUGCUCCAUCCUGUAGGAGUCUCCGAAGUGGAAGCAGCUCUGAAAGCUGCCUUGGUAUUCUAGGAGGAGAAAGAGGAAAAAUAGAAACCAGAUUUGAUUGACUAACUAUUAUCUAUGGUCGAUUGUUUCAGAGGUAAGUAAGCGUUCUCUUCAUUCGGCUGAAACCUGAUUUGGAUCAGAAUUGUGUGACAAUGUUAUAUUUGUGUUUUUGCUAUCUGUGCCAGCCCUGCAGUAUGUUGCAUCUGUCCUCAUCGUCUCAGUCUGGACGACCGCAGGAGUCACGAUAAUGGGGAAGCAGUCUAUCCUUGGGUGCUUUUACGCAACUCCCUGACCACAGUGUGGUUUGAGAAACGCUCAUGUGUAGAUCUUUACAGGGAAAACAGUGUUUAAGGCGCUAGGAAAAAGGCUUUGGAGUGACAGCUGAGCCUGCCAUGUUAGGGCGCCGAGAGACAGCUGAGCACAUGAGCCAGCAUUUUGUUGGCCAAUUCAGCGCAGGAGAAAGGCUUCCGGCAUGUGGUUUUCUCCGCUCUGCCUCGAUGGUUCUAAUCUUACUCCAUCCUAAAAGCACUCUGAUGUAGCCACGGGGAAGAAUCGCUGCUCUGAGAGACAACUUCCUCCCUUUUUAGACCUUUCAUGUGGGUGUGCUGGUGCAGUACGCGUUUGAAAAAGAGACACAGGGUUGUUCUCAUGCAUAUUCAAGUGAUCUGACUCUUAAUUCCCUCACAGGAAGUUCUAUGAAAGUAAUACCUUCUACAUGUUUCUGAACCACCUGCCACAGGAAAUAAAAAUCAGGAUAUUAAAUUGAAAUGCCAAUGAACAUUUCUUGAAUUCACGUCAGGGUGGAUUUCCUGAAACAAGCUCAGCAGGAAGUCUUUGGGUUAACCUUACCGUCGCUGGCAAGCUGAUGGUGGUGAUAGUGGGAGUACGGCUUGUGUUGAGGGUGGACAUGCUGUUUCUCCAGAGGAGGCGGAGGAGGAGGCGUCCCGGUUCCCUUCAUCCCUGGAGACAGGAGGGGACCUGACACCCUGAAGGAGACGCAGAAAAGGGUAGUCAAACAUGCGUGAAUAUUAAGACAUCCAAAUCUAUUAUUAGUUCCUUUAAAGACAGCGUCACAAAUUUCUCAGUAUAAUGUCUUCAUGCUUCGUCAAAGCCGUCACGACACGCCAGCUCUCCAAACACAUGAUCCGACAAACCCAGCCGAGCGUUUUAGUGAUCUUGAACGGACAGAAGAAGAAACAUUCCAGGCAUGUGGAAACUUGGGCUCCCCACAUGUAAUCGUCCUCCUACCACAUAUUAUGAUCUUAAGUCAACAAACAGCAGAGUGUGCAUUCAACUAAAACCACCCCCUCCUCACAUGCACACACACACACACGCACGCACGCACGCACGCACGCACGCACGCACGCACGCACGCACACACACACACACUGCCCACAUUGCAGUAACUACAGGCUUUGUGGCCUCCAAAGAAUAAAGCACAAUAGUGUUUACAUUCAUGACUUUGGAGAAAGAAAAAUAUAAAGCUGACAUGUUUGUGACUUUGUGGACUUUAACAGCUUGGAUAACAACUCAAAUGACCAAGCCGGCUUAUUUUUGUGGGUAUUGAUCAUUUAAAUAAAAGAUCUGAUCCAGCAGUCUGAAAUCUCAGACUUCUUUCUAGUGGAGUGUACCGCCAAGUGUUUGUUGGUCAUACCAUCUAAGGUCGCUCUCUGCGCUGGGAAAACCACGUUGUAAAGAUCACAGAAACGAGUGAAAUAUUACAGUAAUACCAGCUGAUGGUAAUUCCCCCUUUUAGCGUCACGCUUAAAUUGGUUCAACCCCAAAAAAACAUAGAGUGAAAUUAAAGACUCUCCAGCGUGCUUCGGUGAGGUUACGCAGAAGCUGUCAGCAGCAUCAGAGACCACGCUCUGUCUAACAUCAUAUCAAAAGUAUGCUGAUAUCAUGGUGGUUGUUAUUUAUUUAAAUUGUUGUCUCUGCUCAAAAGUGUGCACAUCAAUGGAUUUCUAAAUAUUUGGAGAAUUACAUCAUGCAUUUUAAGGGGAACUCCACCUCGAAUCAAAGUUGUACAAGCAUCAAAAGGAUUGUUAAACCUCUUUUUGAAAUGCCUCGAGCACCUGAGUCAACUUUGCAUCAAAGUCCCCUCUGUGGUCUCACUGGGUCAUGAAGAGUGAUAUUCCCAUUAGCAUAGCAAAAACCUGGCUUGAAUCUCUUUAAAGGCACAGAGUGAUAUUUUUCAUAAACGUCUUGGUGGGAGUUAAAUAUGAAAGUAGUCACUACUCAUGUCUGCACAGUCCGUGUGAAGCUGAAAAAGAAUAAGCCCACAUAGAUAAUGGAUUAUACAUAUAUUUAUGAUGUGUUACAAUUUGCUUAAAAACUUGUAUAACUAUCAUUAUAAACACUCAUAAAUGAUCAUAAUGCUUUAUAGCUAUGAUCAUAACAUAUAAUAAAGCAUUUUAUCAUGACUUACAAGGUCAGGUAUUAUAAUGUGUUAUAACUGUUAACAACACACUGACGAUGCCCACAUAGAUAAUGCAUUAUACAUAUAUUUAUGAUGUGUUAUAAUUUGCUUAUAAACUUGUAUAACUAUCAUUAUAAACACUCAUAAAUGAUUAUAAGGCUUUAUAACAAUAAGCAUAACACAUUAUAAUACCUGAUCUUGUGAGUCAUGAUAAAAUGCUUUAUUAUAUAUAUAUAUUAUUAUAUGUUAUGAUUAUUGCUAUAAAGCAUUAUGACUAUUUAUGAGUGUUUAUAACCAUGGUUAUACAGUGCUAUAACGUGAUUAUAAUGCAUUAUACAUAUAUUUAUAAUGCAUUAUGGAGAUAGGCGUCAAGUAAAGUGUUAUCGAUAUAUGCAUCAUAAGAACAUUUUAAAGCUGUAUAAAUGCUACUACAAGGUUUUAUAACAUCAUAUAUGCCAUAAUAAGCAAUUAUAACAGCUUAUAGCCGCAUUUGUGAAGAGGGUGAGCAUAAUGCAUAUGAGUUGUUUAACAAGUACAUGUUUCUAUAACACAUUUAUAAGGGCUUAUAAGCAGUAUUUUGUAGCUGUAAGUAAAAUGUAUGACAAAACUACCUCCCCUCCAAAAAUACCCUUAGAUAAUUGAAACUUUUUUUGGUAUUAUGCAUGAUAAACUACUCCUUCACAGGCAAAGUGAAUUAAAAAAAAAAAAAAAAGAUGUUGCUGAUGGUUUGCUCGUUAAAUUCAUAAGGAGACACUAGUAUUAAUUUAAGUUUGUUUCAUAACAGAUAAACAUUUCACAUAGGAGCUUUAAUGUUUGACAUUAACCUAAUAGGACAGAAAUUUACUCAAAUCCUGCCUGUAAAAACAGAGAAGGCCAAUCACUCCCCAAAAUAUUCAGCAGCCACUUAGUGCCCUCUCAUGAGUGCACAUCAGGAAUGCCAACACAUAAACUGCUGCUGUGUUACUAUGUGCUGCUUAGCUGUGGAAGCAUAUGGUUUACACUAAGCGCUAUAUGAAUGUGAUGACAGAGUGCCGCUGGAGGCAGACAAGCCCUCAAAUAACUGCUCGGCUGGCCUGGCUGGAGCCUACAAAAUGACCUACUGCUUCAUGCAUGGGGCUUCCUGGACAGCAAAAAGUAGCCCGCUAUGUGUACAAAAUGUGGCUAAGGAAGGCUGAAGAUGUCAAACAAAGGUGUGUGAUUCUUAACACACUUUCAUCAGGGACGUACAGUAGCUUUAAACUCGUGUUUUUGCCUCCAUUACUUCUAUCCAUCACAAAACUAUAUAAUCAAUACAUUUUGGCAUACUUUUUAAAGUUGUUGAUGCAUAUUUGCUUAAGUAUAAGAUCCUACUGACUUUAGUGCAGAGAAAACUGACCAGCAAACUGCUCCAAAGGAAACAAAAAGAAACAGUGCAAAUUCAUACAAUUUAAUAUGGUCUGAUGGCAUUGAUUCAAUGGGAGAGACUAAAAUGAAAAAUAAGUUUGUCAGACUUGCUCUAUGAAAUAAUUUCACAUAUGGUGAGUUUUAAAAUAUUGCACCACCCAGCUCAAUAUACAGUAAUUAAUGAACUUAACCAAAAUGAUUACAGACAGGGAAACUUUUACUGACAUUUUUAGACUUAAAUUGUUGGUAUUUUAAGCUUUUGUGAGGAUCUGUUGGUUUGUUUCAAUUUUGGCACCUUAGGUGGAGAAAACAGUUCCUCUAAUCUCUUCGCUGGUUUUAUCCUUUAAAUGUCCAACCAGUACAGAGAAGUAUUCACUUAAGGGAAAGAAUCUGCUUUGUACAGAAUUAACACGAUAAUAACUUCAUAGAUGCAAACCUUUUGCUGUGUUUUUCCGAUUUCUUGGGUUUCUAAGUCAGUUUUUCUAAGAAAAACAAUUUUGAUCCAUAAAAUCUUCUCAUAAUUCUGAGAUAAUUAUCUUGCUAAUUUAGAAUAACAGGGAAAAAUAUUUAAUUUUCAAAAAGUUAUCAUGUAAUCCUGAGAACAGAGACCUUGAUAUUUCAGAAAAAGGGGUUUUAUUUACUCAAGUGAAAAAAAAUCAUGUCCUGCAUUUCCCAUGUCCCAGAUUUUUUGUCAUGGAAAUGAAAAAAAUCGUUGUAAAAACUCCAAACAAAAGCCUUAAAGUACUUUUUUUGCCAGCACUUUUGACAGCAUAUCAGAAAACACUCUUUUUGUGGUAUGGAAACAAAAGUGCUGUAGCCUAUUGGUAACUUGUCUAAGGUCAAUAUACCCCUCGAUUCAGUGCUCAUUCCUUUAAGAGACAAAAAUGAGAAAACAUUGCACGGACUAUUGGCACAUCUUCAAAUUUAAGCGAUAAGGCUGAGUUUUAUGGAAAAAACAAAUCUUUCAAACUUUCUGCAUUGGUUUUUCUCUCUGAGCCUCCUUUCUAUCAACAUGUUCAUCUGGGCAUCAAAUGCACUGUAAAUGCACUGCACUUGACCUCUUGUGUCCACCUCCUGAAAUUGGGGAAGCUUGUGUGGCACCUGGUGUCAGUCUGGCUCUAAAGAAGCUAGCUGUUAGCGAGCGUAGCUAAUCCAUGGGUUGGCAUGGGCCCAGUGCGUGGCCAUGUGGUCCUGCAGAGAGCAGCAUUCCCCCAGGAGCUGCUGUCAGCACAAACUCAGGAAACAGUUAUACUGUUCAUAUUUUUACAAGCUGCCUCUAUGUGCAGCUAAAGUGAAUCAUAAGCUAAUCACUGCCAGCUGCCCACAGACUCUGCUCAUGCUGGACUCUGGCUUGCUCUUGACUGAGGCUGGAGGUAUGAGGGGAAUCUUUCAUAUUCCGCAUUAAUCUCUGACCUGAUAUUCAUCUUCACUGACCAUCCUGUAUUACUCCACUUUUUCCAGCCAGCCCACCCACUCAUGUCUCACGGCAAUGAGAAAGUGAUUUGACCUUUGACCUGUUGAUUCUUAAAGACAGGGAUUGAUCUGAUUUCGGGGUGAGGCGAUGAGAUUGAUGAAGUAAAUUUCUGAGAGGGUUUAGAGAUUGUCGACAGACGUGUAAACUAACUUCUGUGCUGUCUGUUAGAGCGACAUCCUUUCAGCUCUGUUUCGUGAAGAUAGCAGCGUGGGUAAGAGGUGCCAGCAUGAUCAUUUCUUCAGUGAUUAGCAUGGGGUUUCUGAGACCUCCCUCUUCACUUAUGAAAAUAUGGCUCAGUGACUUAAAACUCGAGUGUCUCAGCGACUUUUCCUGUGAGUAAUAUGGGAAAGCUGAUGUCAUUCUAGGAGGGAGAUUUAGUAAAGUUCAUGACCUAGCUGUACGCCUGGAGCCCAGACAACAGGACUUGUAUUGAGGUAAGCCUGAGCAGAUUAUUGUCCAGAAAUGUAACAAAAAAGUUGAUGAACUCUUGUUGUGUGAAAGAAAAGCAGUCCUGGCGGAGUCUUGGCUCUUUGUACUGAGGCAUGAUGGGAUGGAAAGAAAAACCUGAAGAUUCAUGAGCACUGCUGCUCUGCUGCUCGUUCGUCUUCCUUCACCUGCAGCUAGCUGUCCCACCAGGGAGCGGGGAUCAGACUCCAUCCUCCAAAGACUUUACGUUCUCGACAAACACCCUCCGCCCCCUCCUCUCAUCUGCUCCCUUAGCAGCCGACAUUAAGCUCCUCUGAUGGAUGACAGGGUCUUCUUUGGCAUAGACUGGUGGGAACGCUUCUGGUUCUGGUUAGCAAACUAAAGCUGUGCUUGAGAGACAGACUAUAGCAUCCUGGCUAAAGCUAAGCUAACACUAAGCCAGCCCUGCAGGCCUCAGUGUGAAGACUACAUUUAGGGCUUUGGAUACUUUUGGGGCCUUAAAGCUCUUUGAAAGCCCCGGUAAGACAACUGCUCUAAACACAAAGGAUCUGUCCUUAAUCACCAUCAUUCUUGGACAAAAUAUUGACGAUAUAACAUCUGAAUCUUUAGCGUGAGUUAACCGUUUGUGCUGAUGGGUUUAAAUAAAGACUAGCGUCGAUUAAAGACUGGGCAUUAAUAGCAGAGAAUGAGUUACUGACCACACUCUGUCGUGAGCAACCACCCCAAAAAAUGUUUUUGUUUGGGCUGCGAGGUUGACACUCGUUUUCUGGAUCACUGCGUUGACUGAUAAUGACUGGAAGUCAACAGUGUCGGGUUAUGAGCGGCGAACGUCCCCCUUCACUGCCCAAACUCUUAAUGUAGCUCUGUGGCGUCCCUGCUGCCACUCUAAUUCAAUUACCCUACGUCAAUCACUGCUGAGGUAUCAAACCACCUCAGACCAAUAUUUACAGAGGGGCUCUAAUAUCAAUACGCAGGUAACGGCUGCAUACUCGCCCCUCUGCAAUUAUAUAACCACAUAUGGCCGAGGCAGUGAAUGACAACAUUUACCACCCAUCCCUCUGUGAGCACACGCUGCUGUGGUGGAGCAGCCGUUUCCAUGAUAGCUGCUGCACACACACACACUCAAACACAAAUACACACUUACACACACAUGCACAAGAUCGCAAAAUGUAUUUUAACUGGCAUAUUUUAAUAUUAGCUUCAGAAAAAUGACACUGGUAUUUAGAGAGUAAAAGGAGUCUAAAUGGCCCAUUUGAGCCAGAGUAAACACAUUUAGCUAUGAGGUCAGAGGCUGCCACACUAGAGGCAGGUUAGUUUGAUAAUUUUGUCAAAAUGUUUAAUGUCCUGCUAAACCGUUUGGGAAAAACAAGUGCGGCGCUGAUAUUGACUUUGGCAGCAGGCUGUAUACUCAAGGCUUUAAAACAUGUAAAUCAAAUGCUCCAUCUUCAGGCUAAUGUGAGUAGACGUUUCAUGCCCGGCUCGUUGCUCUGUAGGUCCCUGCCACAACUCUGCUUAUUUGACUCUCAACCCCACCCUCAGUGCGUUAUCCUGUGAUGAACAGAUAGGGCGACACAGUGUGUGUGUGAGUGUGUGUGUCAUAGCUUUUAGGUGAAACAUCUUGAUUUGAUGAAAUUUCCAAGUGUGGAAAUUUCUGUCAUUUUAAUGCAGCAUUGUAAUCGCAUAACAAGCGUGAGCUGAAGCUGGAGUGGGAGGGGGAGGACAAACAUGAACCUGAAUGGCAUUUUGGAUACUUAUGUUGCAGAACAAAUGGGACUCGAACUGCACAACGCAGACAUUUAGAAGCUCCUCAUCAAGCCUCAGAGGGAGAAACCCCCAUCAUAGGGCUGGGUGAUAUGGGAAAAAGUUUAUCACAAUAUAUUUUUUUCAUAUCAGAUGAUAUCGAUAUAUAUCACGAUAUAAAAAAUGAAAUUGAAGAGUGCCUAUUGGUAGCAUGUCUUUUGCAAUACAAUAAGCUACUGCAUCUGUGAGGUCUUUGUGUUUCUUCAACAUUUUGUCGUAAGGCGUUGCAGUAGAGAAAGCAGAAUGGUUGGCUGUUUCGGCUGCACAGGCGCCAUGGGCUCCUUUCUCCGCUCGGGUUUGUAACCUUUUGCAUUGUGCAUGCUCUGCUGUGUGGCACUGCUUCAGGUGGUGAUAAAGAUUUGAGGUAUUCCCUGACUUUACGAGAACAUGUACUUGACAUAAUUUGCUGUGCGCAUUACUCUGCUUCAUGUCCGAUUUUGUACGUUUUCAUGCCAGUGUUGUCAACGAUGUCUUCAUCUGUUGAGCCUUCAUCUGCAUUUCUGUCAGGGGUAGCACUCAUUUUCUUUUUUCUCACUGACAGUGCUUUCGGCUUCUCGUGUUAAAAUGCUAUAGUUGCGUGUAGCUGCAGCCUGCUACUACGCAGUCAUUUGCUACUUGGUUCUACUUUAGCACAUGAUUGGUUCAGUGCGAAGCGGACCCGGAGUAACUCCCCUUUCAUUGGCUAUUCGUAUAGUCUACCAAAACAUGGUAGAAUUCCAACAAUUGAAAAUGAUACUGACCAUGUUUUAUAUUGAUAUUGAGGGAAAUUAAUUUUUGAUAUAUAUCGUUGUCGUUUUAUCGCCCAGCUCUACCCCAUCAUACCUUUACUACGUCACCCUGCAUGUGUAACCACUGUUACAGCAUCCCCUACCCAGGUCCUUUUCAGUUUCUAUCCCUCUCACUGUGCUGGUAAUUGUGCCCGCCAUCAAGAAAGAGGCGCUGCAGCCACAACGUAAUUUCAUCAGCCUUCUCCUCCUGUUUUUAAGGCUUGAAACAACACAUCACCUUCCAGCUGCUUUCAGACCGGUCGAGCGUCUCUCUGCUGCACUUGGACGUUUACAUCCAGACGGUUUUGCCGCCUCGGCUCGCUGCUCUGUUUGUGCUGGAAGUCUGCUGUGCCUCACACCCCAAUCACUCGCAAUCAUGUGUGUUUCCUGGAUUACUAUAUGUAAACUCCACUCACUCACACACACUCCCACACACUGAGACACACAUGUGCACACACAUGCAUGGCUCUUAAGAGUAAGAAAGCUUUCAAAUCUCAUUCUCUCAUGAGCCGGUGCUGUAUAUACUCCAGUGAAAGUGCAUAUACACACAGACACCUAAAGAGUGGACCACAGGGUUAAAAUAAAGCAUGUUUACGUAACACAAUCACUUUUGUAACACAGGGUUUAUCAUGCCUGAUUCCAUCCACUCUUUCUCAAUGUUAUUAAACUGUAAAAGAGUGUUUUCCUUUUCCACCUCCCUGGUUUUCGGCACUUUCUUUAGUACAGUACACACUGUGCCUCCUGACGACACUUGGGCUCUGUGUUUCUGCUCCGCUGGGAAAUCUUCUGCACUAAUAGGAAACAUGCUGAGUCUCUCACACGUACACUCACACACAGGACAAAUAAAAAUUGAUACAUGAAAAGAGCGGUCACUUCUGCCCAAGUUUUCUUGUGCAACAAGGCAGCAUUUGUGCAAACUGCAGGUUUUCCAAGCACAGUUAGAGGCAGCUCUUUCGAAAAUCGUGUUUUACGGUUUCCUAUAUUUUCUCAUUCAAGUUAAUCUUUAUCAUAAUAAGCUGCUCCAUAUUUUCUGACAUACAAGCACAUACAUCAUUAUGAAGUUUGAUAUACAAACUGACUGAAAGUGAAGUUUCAUAGCAGUUUUGAAAUGC